UUCCUUUGCGAUUUCCGUCUUGAAAGCGAAGGGGAAGGCUUAGCUGCCCUCAUCUCCUUUCCUUUCUCUUCGUGUUCAUCGUCUUCGUCUUCGUCUCUUCUACAGGUCUGUAAAAGAUGGCUGAUGCCGAGGAUAUUCAACCUCUUGUCUGCGACAAUGGAACUGGAAUGGUCAAGGCUGGAUUUGCCGGUGACGAUGCUCCAAGGGCAGUGUUUCCCAGUAUUGUGGGCCGACCACGACACACUGGUGUCAUGGUUGGGAUGGGACAAAAAGAUGCUUAUGUUGGAGAUGAAGCCCAGUCCAAAAGAGGUAUCCUAACUUUGAAGUAUCCCAUUGAGCAUGGUAUUGUUAGCAACUGGGAUGACAUGGAGAAGAUUUGGCAUCAUACCUUCUACAAUGAGCUCCGUGUUGCCCCUGAAGAGCACCCGGUGCUUCUCACAGAGGCACCCCUCAACCCAAAGGCUAACAGGGAAAAGAUGACUCAGAUCAUGUUUGAGACCUUUAACGUGCCCGCUAUGUAUGUGGCUAUCCAGGCCGUCCUUUCUCUCUAUGCUAGUGGUCGUACAACGGGUAUUGUGUUGGAUUCCGGUGAUGGUGUUAGUCAUACUGUGCCAAUUUAUGAAGGGUAUGCUCUCCCACAUGCAAUCCUUAGGUUGGACCUUGCUGGUCGUGAUCUCACAGAUGCCCUCAUGAAGAUCCUCACUGAGAGAGGGUACUCUUUCACCACAACUGCUGAACGGGAAAUUGUCCGUGAUAUGAAGGAGAAACUUGCCUAUGUUGCUCUUGAUUACGAGCAGGAGCUGGAGACUGCCAAGAGCAGCUCCUCUGUUGAGAAGAGCUAUGAGCUACCUGAUGGGCAGGUCAUUACAAUUGGGGCCGAGAGGUUCCGUUGCCCUGAAGUCCUCUUCCAGCCAUCUCUGAUUGGAAUGGAAGCGGCUGGAAUUCAUGAAACUACCUACAACUCCAUCAUGAAGUGUGAUGUGGAUAUCAGGAAGGAUCUCUAUGGAAACAUUGUUCUCAGUGGUGGAUCAACAAUGUUUCCUGGAAUUGCAGACCGAAUGAGCAAAGAGAUCACAGCACUUGCUCCUAGCAGCAUGAAGAUCAAGGUGGUUGCACCUCCCGAAAGAAAGUACAGUGUCUGGAUAGGAGGAUCCAUCCUUGCUUCCCUUAGCACCUUCCAACAGAUGUGGAUCUCCAAGGCUGAAUACGAUGAAUCUGGUCCAUCAAUUGUCCACCGGAAGUGCUUCUAAGCUCAAUGAGGGGCAGUCAGUGGUGAGUACUUUUAUUUUCUGCAGUUGGCUUUCCGUGUCGUGUCAAGUGAACUCAAUUUGGUUGAGCGAGGUGGAGGUGUGGUUAUAUGCCAUAAAA
Telopea speciosissima is the source of this 1368-nucleotide messenger RNA. Its product is annotated as actin-7. Lineage: Eukaryota; Viridiplantae; Streptophyta; Magnoliopsida; Proteales; Proteaceae. The transcript has 5 exons. The coding region runs from base 117 to 1250 and encodes 377 amino acids. The record is from RefSeq and is a predicted model, not a curated record.